CCGCGAAAAUAUCUUUUAUUAUUAGAAUAUUUUAUGUAUUAAAGCGAUAGUUAAGCCAAAAAUAUACAUUUUGGGUCCCACUUUAUAUUAGGUGGCCUUAACUACUAUGUACUUACAUUUAAAUUAAUAAUUUGGUACAAUGCACUUAUUGCCUACAUACAUGCUUUUACAUUGUACUUAUAUUUUUAAUAAUACCUAUAUGUAAUUACAUCUGUAAUUAAUAUCUGUAAUUACAUUUAUAAUUACACUGUUGACUCAUCCAUUACACCUUAACCCACCCUUAAACCUACAUAUACCACCAAACCUGUCUCUAACCUACUCGUAUCCCACCUCAAUAGCAGCAAAAGUGUUUUGCAAUACAGUAUGAACACAAUAAGUACAUUGAACUUAUUUUUUGAUGUAAGUACAUAGUAGUUAAGGCCACCUAAUAUAAAGUGUGACCAAAUUUUGUAAUCAUUUACUCCUUAUAUUUUUCCAAAACUGUAUGAUUUUCUUUCUGUUGAACACACAAGGGGAAGUUAGACAGAGUGACAGCACUAUUUGUCAGUCACCAUUUACCUUCAUCGUGUGGAAAAAGAUGCAGUGAAAGUCAAUGGUGACUGAGACUUUCAGUCCUUACUAGCAUUCUGUCUAACAUUUCAUUUUGUGGUCUGCAGAAGGCCUCACGACAGAAUCUAAAAUCUCUUUAAUUGCAGAAUAAUUAUUAUUUUGUCAGUAAUUGCAUUCGUCCCCCUUAUGCAGAGAAAGAUGUAAAUGCAGACACGCUUUGGGUUUGGUGUUAUCCUUCCAUCAGUGCUGAUCUGCGAGAGGUUCUGUUGAGAAAAUGUUGCUUGCCGUUGAACAAUCAGGUGCUGCACACAUUUGUGUUUGGACAGUACUGCCGAACCUGGUACUACAUCACCACUGUCGAGGUUCAGGAGCCAACUGCGCUUAAAAAGGUACAAAACUUCAUGUUUAGGACUCCACUACCAUCCUGAAAGCUUACAAAGCUGUGCUCGAAUAAUGAUACUACAGGAAUAGUUCGACAAAAAUGAAAAUUUUGAUAAUGUGAUUGUUUUUUGCUCAUUUACUCGUCUUUAUCUCGCUCCAAACGUGUCUGACUGUCUUCUGUGGAACACAAAAGGAGAAGUUUAUCAGAAUGUUGACACUGCACUUUUCCAUAUGAUGAAAGUGAUUGGUGACCAGGUGACACAUUUCUCAGUAGUUAUCACAGCUAAGGACUUCAACCCUGAAAAAUAUGCUGCAUUCAGUAGAGUUCUGUGCAGGACGUAUAUCAAACAUGGAAGUCCUGUGAAGAUGAUGGAAUGCUACAUUGCGGUUCUGACCAAAGGGAUAUGCCAGAGUGAUGAGAACGGCUCCUUCCUUAUCAAAGAUUACGAUGUCAGGAAGGCCUACCUGGCUGGAUCUUUAAAAGAUGUUGUGUCACAAUUUGGUAUGGAGACCAUCAUCCUUUACACAGCACUAAUGUUGAAAAAAAGAGUAGUGGUCUAUCACCCACGGAUUGAGGCGCUGCUGGAGGUCACAAGAGCUCUUCCUGGAUUGGUAUGGCAUAGAAAAGACUGGUCCAUCCUCCAUCCUUUUGUUCACCUGGACGAUAAUGAGCUGGAAAACCUCAAGCUGUGUACAGGGUAUGUUGCAGGGUUUGUCGAUCCUGAAGUCAGAGACAGAUCAGAUCUGUUUGAUGUGUACGUUAAUCUUUCAGACAGUGAAAUCACUGUGUCACAAAAUGCCAAAGAGGCAAUGGCUAUGGGAAAACUCCAUAAAGAGAUCGGCAACUUCAUUGUCCAGGCUGCAGAGGACACUGAUUGCACAGAUGCACAGGUUAUUAAGGAUAUUUCAGGAAAAACUAAGGAGAUCCUCAGUAACCUGAUGUCUCUUGUUGAUGAAGCCGAGAACUCUAAAUUGACUUUGGAGACUCUGAAGCAGCGGCACUACCCUCCAGCGACUGAAAACUUCCUCUUCCACUUAGCUGCAGCUGAGCAACUCCUGAAGAUCUGACCAAUCAGUGCAUCCCGGCCAACUGGCAUGCCUCACACAGUAACCGAUCGGAGAGGAACUUACCAUUCAUUGUCAAUCACACAAUGAAUUGUAACAUUUGCAAGAAUCUGUGUGUAAUUUCAGGGGUUGUGAACAGUGCGAAUAUCAUAUAAGAACAAAUUUAUAUUUCUUAUAAAGAUAUGAAAUAUCGCUAUAACAUGAUAGCUACACCUCAUGAGUGUAAUUAUGUUGAAUCAAUGUAACAUUUCUAUGUGAUAACAGGUUUGAGAUAAAUAAUUCAUAAUCAAACCUUUUGGUAACACUUGGAUUUAUAUGCCAUCUCUGCAAACAUUCCUGAGGUAUCUUAAGUUGUUCAUAACCUUAAUUUGGCAUGCUCUUUGAACUUUUAUAAAAUUUAAUAAUUGCACAUCAGUGUGAAAGGGCUGAUGGUUGCCUAGUUCAUACCUAACUAAAAGACUUUUAUUAUGCCGUAAAAUAAUAAUACUGUGUUGUUCAAUGAAAAAUAAAAUAGUUUCUCUAUUGAAGGGUCCCAUUAAAUUCAGAAUGUAAAGAAAUUAAUCACUGAAACCAGUUUUACUUCACUAUUGAGUGCCCAAACCUCAUCUUAAAGUUAUGAUGUUAAUUAACAACCUGUAUGUCCAUUCAUGUAAGAAAUCUUUUUAUCAUUAUAUGUUCAAAUGACAAAAGACAUUCCCCAUGUUAGAGAACUUUAUUCCCACAUUUUGCAAUUCCAGUGAUUGCACUUAAUGAUUGCUUGAAUUGAUUAUGGCAUUACUUUAUACAUUUUUGUUUAUUCAUCUUAUUAAUUUGACAACCCCUUGGUAUCAAGGGCUAUCCUUUGUGCCUAAACAGAUCAUAGAAGAUAUUCUGAUCAUAUGUGUGCAAUGUAUUCUGAAAAAAAGAGGAUGCUCAAACUGUACUUCUCUGAUUUCUUAAACACUGUCUUCAUCCUUUACAUAGUCAUAAAAUGCUGUUUCCUCAGAUACUUUGUUAAAUAUAUAUGUGACCAUUAAAUAUAAAAAAAUGUGCAUGUGAGUGGCAACAGGAAUUUUAUUGACACUAACAGUGUUAUUAGCAUGAUUUGGCCAAAUCCACUUCAGUGCAGUGUUUAAAACCCUUUUUAGCCCGAAAUGCAGCUAUUAAAUGAAUAUGAAAUCAAAACCA
Onychostoma macrolepis is the source of this 3162-nucleotide messenger RNA. It is a transcript of the gene dennd10, whose product is annotated as DENN domain containing 10. NCBI's taxonomy places the organism in Eukaryota, Metazoa, Chordata, Actinopteri, Cypriniformes, Cyprinidae. Gene Ontology annotation, biological process: regulation of early endosome to late endosome transport; protein transport. The record is from RefSeq and is a predicted model, not a curated record. The transcript has 8 exons. Bases 1162 to 1998 code for a protein of 278 amino acids. Gene Ontology annotation, molecular function: guanyl-nucleotide exchange factor activity; small GTPase binding. Gene Ontology annotation, cellular component: late endosome.